GACGUCAGAGCACGGCGACGCGCCAUUGGCCCGCCCGGCAUUAUUAAAUAAACCUCCGAGUGGAGUGUCGCGCCGCGGGCACAGCACCGCAGCACGCGGCGGGCCCGCGCACCGCUCGCGGCUCGCCGCCGCCCGCCAUGGCCGACAUGCCAGACCUCUCGCAUCUCACUCCUGAGGAGCGCGCCAUCAUCGAAGGCGUCAUGAUGCGACAGCGCCAGGAGGAGCAGCGCGAGCACGAGAUCAUGAGACGUAAGCAAGAUGAAGUCACGGUGCUGGAGCAGACGAUCCGGACUCGGAAUGAAAUGCACCGCGCUGCUGGUGUAGAGCUCGCUGCCACUUGCCACAUCUGCCUCAAGACUAAGUUCGCGGACGGCGUCGGCCACUCGUGCCACUACUGUCGCGUGCGGUGCUGCGCCAGAUGUGGCGGCAAAGUUACUCUUCGUUCUAACAAGGUUAUAUGGGUAUGUAUACUGUGCCGCAAGAAACAAGAACUAUUAUCUAAAACUGGACAAUGGAUCCACAAGAGUGCUGGACAAGAUUCAAUGUUAUGGCGCAUGGAAAAUGAUCUCCGAGGUUUACCACCACAACCUGACGGGUCAUUCGAUAAAAGACCGAAACUAGAGAGGGCGCACAGUGCCGCGGAGAAAGAAAACCUCCCACUUCAGCGGUCAGGUAGUGCUCUCCGUCGCCAAUAUAGUCAACAAGACCAACGAUGUUACGGGGAACUAGAAGGACUGGCUAGAACCCACCCACAUUUAGUUCAUCCGAGACAAAAGGCUGCAUACGGAGUGGUGGAGAGCGGAGCGCCUCCCACUUCCCAGUUACUACCGCUCACGCCAGCAUCACAUCCCCUUCUCCCGCCUCGGUCUUCCUCGUCCGACGAUGAAGCUCCAGAAUGCGUUUCCGAUGAAAACGACGAGUACCGAGAUCGGGGACAACUAGAGGCAUGUGCUCCAGUUCGGCACCCACAUCUGCGUAGCGCCAACGUGGCUGCCAACAAUUAUUACAAUUUGAUUAAUCAUUCGCCGGCCGAUUACGAGGCUGAGGCUCGCGCUCAAUUCGACGUGCCGAGGACCGGGCCAUCAGGUGGACGCAGCUUUGAUUCUGUGACCGAUUGCCGGUGGCGGGCUCGAGACGAUGGCGAAGGUGCGUACCUUCGGCCGUAUGCACCUGAAGAGGGUCCGCGCCCAGACCGAGCUGUAUAUAAGAGUGCCUAUUUGUGGGAAGACUCCUCAGACAAUAGACGGUUCACUGAGAGGAGAAAAAAGACCGUUCGCUUUGACGGGCACGAAGGCGCCGCGACAUUUCCGCGGGGCGGGCGUGACGCGUCUGGCGCGCCGCACGACUGGGCGGCGCUGCGCUGGGAGCCCGAGCGCCAGACCAGCCAGGACUCCGCCACCAAAGACUCGGGCAUCGAUACCUCUAGCACCUUCACCUCCAGUGAAGAUUCGAACAGAGGCGAUUGCCCUAAGUUUCCGCUGAGCUGGCAGGUGUCUGCGGAUGGCACGCGUAUGAUUGGCCAUAUGGUGCUUCGGAAGAGCGUCGUGGAAGGUAGUUCACAUUCUUCAGCCGCUAUCCUCGGCCUGAAAGUGGUUGGAGGGAAACUCCAACCAGACGGUACGAGAAUCGCAGUGGUUGAAAAGGUCAAGAAAGGAUCCAUAGCGGACCUAGAAGGACAACUUAGGAUAGGUGAUGAAGUUCUGCAAUGGAAUGGUGUGCCGCUUCAAGGCCGGAGUGCGGAGGAGGUGGCCGCAGUGGUAGCGGACAGUAAGCACGACCUGCACGUGGAGCUCGUGGUGUCGCGGCCUCUCACCGCGACGCGCACGCCUGCAGUGCCCUGGAGAACUCACAAAGAAGUGUACACGGACGUGAUGGGAGGUUGCGAAAAACCGAGUGUGUUGGUGACGUCACCAGGAUCUCCAGAUGUCCACUCACGGCGCCGGCCCACGCGAUACAACCACCAUAACGCAAAUGUAGCUGGACGCAUCCAGCUCAAAAUUUACUUCGACGUCUCCGCAACCCAGCUGUGUGUGACUGUAGUGUCGGCGAGUGGUCUCACUCCCCGGCCCGACGGCUCACCUCGGUGCCCAUACGCGAAACUAUUUCUGUUACCCGAUAAAAGCGAGAAGAGUAAACGACGAACGAAAACUUUAGCUAACACCCUAGAACCACGAUGGAAUCAAAAUUUUGUCUAUUGUGGAAUUCGAAUAACAGACAUAAAGCGGAGAACUUUGGAAGUUACCGUUUGGGACUUGAACCGCUAUGGCCCAAACGACUUUCUCGGAGAAGUCCUGCUUGAUUUAGACAAUAUCGUGAUGAACCAUGAACCUACUUGGUAUACGUUGAAGCCACACGAAGAAAUGGGAAGUUUUAGCAGGUAUCGUGAGGACGAGGCCGACGGCGAGCACCUGUCUCCCCCAUCGACGUCCACCUCUCGACUCUCGGACUCGGAUACGCCGAGCGAGUGCGACCUGCGAAGACAUCAUUCCCUGUCAAGCCUCGCGUCGAGCUCCAGUCCGCCGCCGCCGCACGAUCGAAUGGACAUGGAGGGAGCACGGUCUAGCCGGCGCGACAUGUCCCCGGCAGGCCGGGUGAGGGCUGCGGGCAUGAACAGAGAGCGCAGCGGCGGGUACGCAGUGGCGCGGUCGCAGUCGGCGGCGGGCGUGGCGCGGCCGGCGCGCGCGCGCAGCAAGUCGCCGCGCCGCUCGCUGUCGCCUCCGGCUGACCGCGACGGUUGGCGCUACACAGUGAACGAGGACCGAGGUGACGGCUCGCGGUUGCCCACGCACGCGUACGCGCCGCGCUUCCAGUCUCGCUCGGCCACGGCCACUCCUACUACCAGCCCCAAGAAACGACAACUGCCACAAAUACCUCACCACCAGGGCGGGCAGAGGGCGGUGCGCGCGCAGGUGUCGGCGGACCUGGAGGAACGUAAGUGGAUCGCCCCGCACCACAUUGGCGCCACACUCACCUACCGCAGCACGCCACAAGGGUGGGAAAGACAUUACGCAGGACUGUCCGACUCAGAGUUGGCAGCUCGCAGCGGCGGAGGCGCGGGCGCAGGGAGCUGGGCCCCGCGGCGCCGACUGUCGCCCGACAACGCAGCGCAGGACUCCGACCUCGAGUCCGUCGCGUCCGUCACCUCCAGCGCCUUCAGCACGCAGUCCGAACGACCGCGACCCACCAGGAUGCUCAGCCGGAAACGAAUUCUCCCUCAUAGUACAUCUUCUUCGUGCGAUAGUGCUACCCCUGUUCCUCACUCGUACCCCUUCCGCCGUAACGAUCGCCCCCCACGCCGGCUCCUACCGUCUGUCAGUAUCCCGGCGGGUGCGGAGCGCGCGGUGCGGCGCCGGCUCCGGUCGCACGCGGCGCCGGCGCCGACGCAGCACCGCGCUCGCCCCACCCGCCGCUUGCGCCGCAUACUAGCUCGCAGCCGCUCGGCCGGCUCCUGCACUCGCGAACACCCUCACCACCGGCACGCUUACGAACGUAGUCACAGCUGCCCCGAAUAUCCCGUAUACACAAAUACAUAUAAAAUUACUGAAAAUCAAAAAGAUUAUAUCUUCCAUAUGACUCUAUCCCGUACACCGAAACCAUCAUUAGUCACAACGAUUUCUAUAAAUAGGGAGCAACGAUCUUUGCCCGGUAAUAUAUACUAUGGUCCAGGGCCAACACAAUCAAAAACAAAUCAAAAGUAUAUGCAUCAGACCAGGAAAAAAUUACAAGUUCAAUCUGAAUCCAGUGACUGGCAGGAAGAAAUUCCUCGUGACUUAAUGACUAAUAGGGAACAUUAUCAAUCAAAUGUGAGUAAAGAAGUUAGACGAAGGAGACUCCCCGUAGUAAAAAAUCUAAGCAUUUCGCGUAUACGAAUACUUCCUGAUAUUCCUUCUAUAAAUUUAAGUAAUAAAAUUGAACAAAAUGUUGCAAUUAAAUCUGGUGAUGCUGAUUUAGUACAAAUGGAAGAAAUAAAUUCCCAAUUUUACAAUUAUGAUUGUGAUGGUACUAGAGAUCAUAAUUCAAUCGAACAAGAGAAUCUAAAUUAUUUAGAAAGUUUAGGGGUAGAUAAUUUAGAUGCUAUUGAAAACGAAACCGAAACACUGGACCUAAAUGAAUUUUUGAAUAUAUCCGAUUCUAAUCCAAUCAUAUCUCAAAUAAAUCGAAAAAAGUUUUUAUCCCUUGAUUUGAAAACCAAUUAUGAACAAAAAAGUCCUAAUCAAACAAAACCACUAGAUGUUAAUAAAACUCAAGAUGUUAUUAAAAACCUUAAGACCAACAUCAACCCCUUAGUCAAAGUAGAUAAGAUGGAAAAACCUAAAUUAGAACGAAGACGAAAUUCUGAUUCGCUAGUCAUUUUGAAAACUUCACCACAGGAGUUAUCUACACCCGACCAAAUUAGAAACUUGUUUAAAAGAAUGAGCAUUACUUCCAAAACUACUUUAGACUCGCCUUCCGAGUCCAAAGCGAAGCUAAAGUACGGCAAUACCGUUAGUAUCAACGAAGUUCCCACUUUCCAAGAAUAUCGUUCCCCCAAUUCCGGAUCGCCUCAAUCGAUUAUCGACUUUUCCUUUAAAAAACCCUUGCCUUCCAUUAUUAAAAAAGCUCGCACCCGAUCAUAUUCGUUAGCAGCGACAUAUCAUCUAGAUCGAGAAUUUAGUAUUAUGGCUAAUUCUUUGUCUGUUGCUCUUUCUCCCCCGAACCUCGGCUCGCCCCGUCGUGCGCUCACUCCUGUCGCCUCACACCUGCCACUUGAUGACAUUCAUCACGACAUUCAUGAUGUGUCGGUGGAAACACCCAUGUUGGAUGGACCGACACCGACGGCCGACGCCAUAUCUGAAUCGGCGCACUCACCACCUCAAACUGACCAUCACCGACGUGAAACAAACCGUCAUAAAAACCAAUUGAUGACAAAACAUGAAAAACCUGUACAUCGACGGAAUUCGAAACGUAGUAAUGACUAUGGUGGACGAGAGAAUGGACGCGGCAAUGGCAGCAACCAACAGCAACAACCCUUGGAGAGGCGAGAGUCACGUCGAGGUCAAUUUACUAGGAGUUUGAGCAAUGCAGAUGUGCCACCGGAUGAAAAAACAGGUGUGACUUUUACUAAAGACGGCAGCCUAAGUGACACUGCUCUCGGCGGCGCAGGCGAACUGGAGCCUGCCACCGACGACGUUCUACUGAAAGCGGAACCUCGAGACUACUUUGGACCUGGCAUGGGCAAGAAAAGCAAUUCUACUUCACAGUUGUCGGCAACAGGUCGGAAACGGAGGUUAGGUUUCGGUAAACGUGGGAAAAAUUCGUUUACGGUGCAACGAAGCGAGGAAGUGGUGCCCGGCGAAAUGCGUGGAGGCAUGAGUGGAGUCUCAAGGGCCUCUUCAGCCUCUAGCGAGAACGACGAAGACAGAUGGUCUCCUGGUAUGAGAGGCUCUGGCUCGGACGGAGGUGGACUCUCCGAUUUCAUCGACGGCCUAGGGCCAGGACAACUAGUCGGCAGACAGUUGCUGGGCGCGCCCACGCAGGGCGACGUCCAACUAUCCAUGUGUUACCAGAAAGGAUUCUUGGAGGUGGAGGUAAUCCGUGCUAGAGGCCUGGUAUCGCAGCCAGGCAGACGGACCCUGCCUGCGCCUUACAUUAAAGUGUACCUAGUUAGCGGCAAGCGUUGUAUUGCUAAAGCUAAGACGAGCACGGCGCGCCGGACGCUUGACCCACUCUAUCAGCAGACGCUUACCUUUAGAGAAAACUUCAAAGGUUGCGUAUUACAGGUGACAGUGUGGGGUGAUUACGGACGCAUAGAGGGUAAAAAGGUGUUCAUGGGUGUGGCGCAGAUCAUGCUGGAUGACCUAAACCUGUCUAAUAUUGUCAUAGGAUGGUACAAACUCUUUGGAACUACUUCAUUGUAACCAAGGUUCUGCACUGUCUACAAGUGUCAAGUGAACCUAUAUCACAAUAAAAAUUAUAAAUUGUCCAAAUAAUAAAUUUAGUGAUACUGCUUUAAUAUCAUAAUAAAACGCAAAUAUCUUGAAUAUAGGAAAUUUUCUAUAAAACGAAAGGUAUAAAAUAAUAUUAAUAAUAAUUUGUAUUUUUAUUUUCUUUUGGAAUGCCUACCGGAGUUUUGAAUAGAUAGCAUUUUAUAGCAAUGAAACAAAUGUAUAGUGUACUCAAUAAUAUGUAAUUAAGUAUUAAAAGCCAAAUGCAAUUUA
Spodoptera frugiperda (fall armyworm) is the source of this 6197-nucleotide messenger RNA. It is a transcript of the gene Rim, whose product is annotated as regulating synaptic membrane exocytosis protein 2. Bases 138 to 5897 code for a protein of 1919 amino acids. Gene Ontology annotation, molecular function: transmembrane transporter binding; small GTPase binding. Gene Ontology annotation, biological process: intracellular protein transport; regulation of membrane potential; regulation of synaptic plasticity. NCBI's taxonomy places the organism in Eukaryota, Metazoa, Arthropoda, Insecta, Lepidoptera, Noctuidae. The record is from RefSeq and is a predicted model, not a curated record. Gene Ontology annotation, cellular component: cytoskeleton of presynaptic active zone; presynaptic membrane. The transcript is spliced from 22 exons.